CGCCAACCCCAACACCGACAACCACUUUGCGACGGAAGACAUCUACAAGUCUUCUGGUAUAACGCAAUCAUGGGUAUCUCUCGCGACUCUCGCCACAAACGCUCCGCCUCCGGUGCGAAGAGGGCAUACUACCGCAAGAAGAGGGCUUUCGAGAAGGGUCGCCAGCCUGCCAAUACCCGUAUUGGUGCUAAGCGUAUCCACCUUGUCCGCACUCGUGGCGGCAACCGCAAAUUCCGCGCUCUCCGUCUCGAUUCGGGCAACUUCUCAUGGGGAUCUGAGGGAAUCGCUAAGAAGACCCGUGUGAUUGUUGUCGUCUAUCACCCGUCCAACAACGAACUCGUCCGCACGAAUACACUUACCAAGGCCGCCGUUGUGCAGAUCGACGCUGCCCCCUUCCGGCAAUGGUAUGAGGCACACUACGGCUCAUCUCUAGGACGCAGGAGGCAAGUCAAGGGAACCGAGAAGGAAGAAGACAAGAAGAAGUCCAAGAGCGUGGAGAAAAAGCAGGCCGAUCGCCUCAAGGUCUCCGGGAAGGUAGAGAGCGCACUUGAGAAACAGUUCGAGGCCGGCCGUCUGUACGCGGUCGUCGCCUCCCGGCCUGGUCAGAGCGGUCGUUGCGAUGGAUACAUCCUUGAGGGUGAGGAGCUUUCCUUCUACCAGCGUCUUCUCAGGAAGUAGAGUGGUUUUUGGCGGUUCUAUGGCGCAUCAGUCAGUUCAAAACGGGCGUUCAUUCAUGUAUCUGGUCAGCAUAGCCACACAGACAUGAAUGAACCAGGCAGAUAAUGCCAUUUCUCUAGAUACCACUAGCAACUAUG
Lindgomyces ingoldianus is the source of this 815-nucleotide messenger RNA. RefSeq names its product ribosomal protein S8e. Bases 70 to 678 code for a protein of 202 amino acids. The transcript is spliced from 4 exons. Gene Ontology annotation, biological process: translation; maturation of SSU-rRNA from tricistronic rRNA transcript (SSU-rRNA, 5.8S rRNA, LSU-rRNA). Gene Ontology annotation, molecular function: structural constituent of ribosome. The record is from RefSeq and is a predicted model, not a curated record. Gene Ontology annotation, cellular component: cytosolic small ribosomal subunit; ribosome. NCBI's taxonomy places the organism in Eukaryota, Fungi, Ascomycota, Dothideomycetes, Pleosporales, Lindgomycetaceae.